Molecule: messenger RNA, 2324 nt
Organism: Notolabrus celidotus (New Zealand spotty)
Lineage: Eukaryota; Metazoa; Chordata; Actinopteri; Labriformes; Labridae
Exons: 14
Coding region: 1-1857 (618 amino acids)
Biological process (GO): calcium ion import across plasma membrane
Cellular component (GO): membrane
Molecular function (GO): calcium channel activity; protein binding
Source: RefSeq, a predicted model, not a curated record
AUGUUUGUGCAUUUGCUGUCCUCAGCUGAUCCAGAGGCUCGGACUCUUCUGGACCAGCAGACUCCUCUUCACUAUGCUGCCAAGAACGAUGCUGCAGGUUCAAUCAGACUGCUGCUGCAGGCCGGAGCGUCCAUCAGCUGCAUCGACUACAAACACAGGACGCCACUACAGCUUGCUGCCAACAUGGAGCGCAGUGAAGCGGCCCGGGUAUUGUUGGAGCUUGGGGCGGAGGCUGGAAUGAUGGACUCUGAUGGACAGCUCUGCAUCACUGCUCUGAUCGGUCGGAUGAGCCCUGUGGCCUUGCAGGCACUCAGUCAGUUCCAUGUGACCGACAGGUUGACCAGACAACAGUUCUAUUACCUGAACCUGCUGGAACCAGAACCUCACAAGACACCCCUGCAAGAAGCUGUCAUGAAUGAGCCAACAUCUCCACUGGAGGUUGCUGUGCACCAGGGGAAACUGGACCUCAUCAUGCAUCCAGUCUUUCUCAAACUGAUAGAGAUCAAAUGGAAGCUACACGGCAGGUUGGGGGCUUGGCUUCUCCUCAUCCUCAACAUCCUGUUCAAUGUCUCCUGGACGACUGUGGCCAUCUCUGUAUCUGUCCACAAAGACUCACCUGAUCGCUACACCCUUCCAGAGGACUGGUGGCGGGUCUUCUCUGUGGUCCUGGCACUUCUACUGACUCUGGAGGAGGUGCUGAGGGAGGUGCAGGACAUCCUGUGUUCAAGGAAGAGAGCCAACCUUUGGCGACAGUGGGCGGAUCAGCGUCUCCAUGAUGACCUGCAAUGCUCACACCCGAUGUGGCCUCAGGAGAGAGUUUUCCUUUCUGAUCAGAACAAACGGAUUUACAAAAUGAGAGGAAACUACCGCCGGGAUCUAUGGAAUGUGUUUGAUUGGGUGGUGUACUCCCUGCUCACGGUGUCGUUCAGCAUCCACAUGGUAGACGUGUUUCGUCCCUCUGCCAGUCUUCAUACGAUCAGUCUGCGUCUGUUCUCCGUCACCAUUAUCUUCCUAUGGCUGCGGCUGAUGAAGCAUGUGCGAGCCUUCAGGUUGAUGGGUCCGUUCAUCGUCAUGUUGGGGAACAUUGUCGGGGAUGUGAUGUGUUUCCUGUUCCUGUAUGCUGAAAUCUUUAUUCCCUACGCCUGCAGUUUCUGGAUUAUAUUUGGAGGCACCUCAUCGGUUCCCAGCAUGCAAUCUGUCUCCGGCUUGUUGUUCAGUCUGUACCGCAUCACACUGGUGGAUGAGUACGAGUACACUGCCAUGGUCGCAGUGGAUGAUGUCAUGGCUCCCCUUCUGUGUGGGACGUUUUUGGCUGCCUCGUCCAUCCUGUGUGUGAACAUGUUGGUCGCCCUGCUGACUGACACCUUCACGAGGGUGCAUGACAACUCGAAGGCCAACGCUGUAAUGCAGCAAGCCACCGUCAUCCUGCAGGUCGAGGAGUCCAUGCCCCUCCUCCGCCGUUUCUUUGACAACCAGUACAUCUCUGACCGCUGUGCACCACUGGCCGAAGCCUACGACGAUGACAUUACAACAAACCCCCGUUACCAUAAUGAGAUGGGCCGCAUCACAUCUCAGAUUAAAAAGACCCUGGAUCAGUUCCUGGUGCUGCAGAAAGACAAGGACCUAGCAGAGGGCCAAGGGGUCAAGAAAGACCAGAACCAGGACCAGAACCUGCCCAACCAGGAGCUUCAGGACCAGAACCUGCACAACCAAGAGCUUCAGGACCAGAACCUGCACAACCAGGAGCUUCAGGACCAGAUAGUGAACAAGCAGGAGCUCCAAGCUAUCAGAGAGGAACUGAAACAGCUCCGGACUCUGGUCCAACAGCUAGUUCAGACCAGGACUGAAUCAGUUUAACAGAUCUGAGACUGAGAGGCCAUCAUACCUGACAGAUCUGUGCAGACCUAGACUCAUUAAAACCUACCAGAGAAGGCUGGAUUAAAGAAUGAAUCAGCAGUCCUCUGUGGGCUUUAGAACAAUGAUAAACUUUAGAGUUUUUAACAUGAACUAUGUUGAAGUUGUGAAUUAAUUCUGAUCUUGUUUAAUGCAUUUAAUUAAAAUGUGGAGACAAACAAACAAGCAAACAAAAAAAAAUGCAUCAUCAUGUAACUUUAGCAAACAUCCAUCAAAAGAAGAGUAUCGAAUGAAAAUAAAUGUGACUGAAAGCUGCACUGAAGAGUUUUUAGAUAUAAUAAAACAGACUGAAAUCAAUAUUUAUGUAUGUACAUGAUCAAAGCAAACAAAGCAUCAGAAAAUAGAUUGAUCAUCGCAAAAUAAUGAUUUCAUAUGCAUGUCAUCCCUGCAGGGUCAGUGGAGGAGGAGGA